AUGUCCAAAAGGAAUUAUGAUGUUUGGUGUGGAUCGGUCGGAACCAGCUCUGUUGCUGCUGUCCUUUCAUUUCUUUUUGCGAUCGGAAUGUCAGCUUGGGGAAUUGUCAUUUAUUCGCAAUUUUUCGGGACUAAAAAUUCUGCCACUUGUCAAGCAAAAUCCAUGCUUGAUCUGUUACUUACGUAUUGCAUUGUGACCAUUGUUUCAGGAGUUUGCAGCUUUGCUUCAAUUUUCAUGGCCGUUCUAGAUGCUUGUGUUUUUCAAGCAUCCCAAAGAAAGGAGGAUCGACAAAAAUCAAGACCAUGUUAUUCCAUUGCUCAAUGUUGCAUUGGAGUUAUUGGUUGUGCCACUUUGGGACUUUUAAUUGCCAUUACUAUUUUUCAAUAUGCUAACUCUUGUAAAACAGAACAAACCAAAUUGUAUGACAUGAUGCACCCGUUUAUAAUAACUCAAUAUUGUGCCAUUCCUGUUUUGGGAUGUUUGUUGGGAUGUUUUGUUUGUUUUGUUCAAUGUUGUGUUGCCAUGAGAUCGGAAAAUACGGAUUACAUUCGUGUGGAAAAUAUUAUGCAUUAA
Naegleria fowleri is the source of this 573-nucleotide messenger RNA. RefSeq lists its product as uncharacterized. Lineage: Eukaryota; Heterolobosea; Eutetramitea; Acrasida; Naegleriidae. The coding region runs from base 1 to 573 and encodes 190 amino acids. The record is from RefSeq and is a predicted model, not a curated record. The transcript has 4 exons.